AUGGAAUUUGUUAAAAGUGCCAAAGGCAAUAAUUUAUUAGUGUAUAAAGGUUUCCUAUACUCCAGAGAGAAACCACCAAAAAAUGAAAAAACCAUAUGGAAAUGUGUGGAAAGUAAAAAUUUUUGCCAAGACAUUACACCAGGAGUUUCUAGUGUAUUACCCAGCAUCAGUUCUUUAAAACGCAAUGUUCGACGAUAUAGAGUAUGCUUAGAAACUUCCCCCUCUAAUCCGUCUUCACUGGAAAAUUUAAUAAUACCAGAAAAAUUUUUACUCACAGUGGACAAAAAGCCAUUUAUGUUAUAUGAUAGUGGUAAGGAAGAUUCUCAAAGAUUACUGAUUUUUUCUACCAAAAUAAAUUUAGAACUUCUCGCAACGUGUGAUCAUUGGUAUGCUGACGGAACAUUCUCUUCUUCCCCUCAACUAUUCUCACAAAUUUAUACUGUUCAUGGAGCUAAAUUUUCUACCUGCAUACCCCUUGUCUAUGCUUUGCUGCCUGAUAAAACCCAGACUACUUAUACAAAAUUUCUGACAGCAUUGAAAGCACUAAACUCAUCAUUAAAACCUAGUACAUUAAUGAUAGACUUCGAACAAGCAGUUCAAAAAUCGGUCAAUGAAGUUUUUCCGGAAUGUCUGGUAAGAGGCUGUUUCUUUUAUUUUCCCCAAUCAAUAUGGCGUCACAUUCAGUCUUCAUCUUUACAACAGCGGUUUAUGAACGAUGCAGAAUUUGCACUGGAAAUUCGUCAAUUAGCUGCUCUUGCGUUUAUUCCAAAGGAGGCUGUGGAGAAAUCGUUCAAAACUUUGAUUGAGAGUGAAUUUUACGAAAAUAAUGAACCAGAACUUGCUCCUCUCCUCAAUUACUUCGAGGAUACUUGGCUGGGGAGACUAAAUAGGCGUGGACGGCGGCGCAGUCCUCUGUUUCCUCUUUCUAUGUGGAAUUGUUUCACUAAUGUAACUGCAGAUCUCCCUCGAUCUAAUAAUGGGGUUGAAGGAUGGCACAAUACUUUAUACUCACUCCUGCAUGCUGCACAUCCUUCUAUUUGGAAAGUAAUUAAUGCAUUCCAAAAAGACGAAAAUCUGACAAGAGUGAAGAUAGAAGGUUUUAUUCAGGGGAAGGAAAAUGUGUCUCAGAAGAAACGUUAUAAGCUCUUAAAUGCAAGAAUAGAGACUAUUUGUUCUAAAUUUCAAGAGACGCCAACUCUCGACUACCUACGUGGUAUUGCUCAUAAUUUGCAAUUUAAUGUUUAA
Messenger RNA from Macrosiphum euphorbiae (potato aphid), 1245 nucleotides. Lineage: Eukaryota; Metazoa; Arthropoda; Insecta; Hemiptera; Aphididae. The record is from the annotation of a GenBank genome assembly.